AUGCUCCGGAGGAGCCCCGGGCAGACCCGGCGUUGUCCGGCUCGGGGAUGCUCCGUAGCGGUCUGCUCCGGGGAUGCUCCUGGAUGUUCUGCACCGGCCUGGGGAUGCUCCGCACCGACACGGGGACGGCUCCGCGCCGGUUCGGCGACGCUCCGGGAUGCUCCGCACCGGUCCGGGGAUGCUGCACGCCGCGGGGGCUCGGCACGGCACGGCCCCGCCCCGGGGGUGUUUCGCUGGUGGAGUCGGCGGCUGCUUCGGUCGGGCGCGGUGCGGGGCCGCUGCGGCGGGUCGGGGGUGCGCGGGGGCGGUGCGGGCAGCCCGGGAGCUGCACACCCCCUCGGUGCCGCUCUUAUAGCCGCCGCCGCUCCGCCCCCGGUAAACACCGGCGCGCCGGUUCUGUCAAUGGGAGGCACCGCCCCCCCCCGCCCAUUGGCCGCGGGGCGGGGGGAAAUAUCCGCGUCCGCCAAUGGGCGCCGUGCGGAGAGGGGUUGCUGGAGAGAAUGGCAGGGCGGCACGCCCCGGUACCCCCGGUACCGCCGGUACCGGCGCCGCGGCACCCCAGCAGCGCCCGGCGCCUCCGCCGCAGCGGCGCAGCACCCCCGGCACCUUCUCACGUGCGUCCGGGAACCCUCCGGUACACACUGGCGGGAUGCUCCAGCUACUGCCUGCACCCGCUGCUCCCUCGGUCUGGUCACCCCGGUGUCCCCGGUGCCCCCAACCCCCGCACGUGGCACCAACGGCAGCUCCCCCCCACCGGCGUGGGGAGGCUGA
Messenger RNA from Colius striatus (speckled mousebird), 771 nucleotides. RefSeq names its product laforin-like. The transcript has a single exon. Bases 1 to 771 code for a protein of 256 amino acids. The record is from RefSeq and is a predicted model, not a curated record. NCBI's taxonomy places the organism in Eukaryota, Metazoa, Chordata, Aves, Coliiformes, Coliidae.